UUGAUCAAAUUGCGCCAAAUCUUAAACAACUGGACAUACAGUACUUGGCGUACUCUAAAAACAGCAAUUCACACACAGAUUUAGGGCUUAACCCAAAUGUCAUCGAUGUCUUCUGCCAAGUGAAAAAUUUAAGGCAUAUCUGCAUAAGGGAAGCCUUUAUAGAAUUUUCAGGAUUCGUGAGAAUAUGCAGGGAGUGCAAAAAUUUGCAGGAAAUCGAGGCCAAUAGAAUUACGGUUGACGUCAAUCCAGCAUCUAUGACGAUGAUCCUGGAAACCUUCGACUCUGCGUUCAACCACCAGGAGUACACUGAUUGGGAUUUUCCAUACACAUUUGGCAUAAUUUUCAAGAAAACAGAUGCUGUUGAACUCUACCGGAAAGCGAAUCAAGUUUGGCCUAAUCUUGGCCCGUACAUCCUUGACUCAAUUCCAGAGUUAACGCACCGAGAGGUGAUCGAGCACGAUCCAUUUGUAGAGAACAAGGAGAAGUCACCUCUUCAAGAUAAAAACGCAGACUGCGACGAUGAGGAACAGUCAUCUGCGCAAGAUGCAGACAGCGAGGAGGAGCAGUCGUCUCUGUCAGAUUCAGAAAACGAGGAGAAGCAGCUAUAUCUCUGGAAGAAAUUGACGGAACAGGACCGCUUGAUUUUCCCGCCCUUUCUUUAGUUUUGGGCACCUAUCCUCUCUCUUAAAACACAGGAGGGAGCUCAUUAACCAUAAUUUAAAGGCGCUGCAAGACGCAGACUGCGAUUAUAAGGAGCAGUUCUCUCUGAAAAAUAGAGACAACGAGGGUAAGCAGGCUUCACUGCUGGAUGCAGAAAACGCGGAGAAGCAGUCGGCUCUGCAAGAUACAGACAACGAGGACUAACUUUAAAGAAUUCCAUAUGUAGCCGCAUUCGCAUGGUAUGAUCCUAUUAUCGAAGAU
Messenger RNA from Cloeon dipterum, 921 nucleotides. RefSeq lists its product as uncharacterized. The transcript is spliced from 2 exons. Bases 255 to 662 code for a protein of 135 amino acids. Lineage: Eukaryota; Metazoa; Arthropoda; Insecta; Ephemeroptera; Baetidae. The record is from RefSeq and is a predicted model, not a curated record.